AUGUACCACACGCGACUGAAAUCAGGCUCUCGUACGGGCUGGCUUUUCAAUUAUCACUCCACAACCGAGAUCGCCGAGAGUGAAAAUCGGGUUGAGGAAGAAGGUGCCAAUCGGGCCGCGCUCGUCCUGCUUUUUCAGGAUCAUGCGGGCGAUACCUUCUCGGUGUAUUUGCAUUAUGAACCGUACCUUAUGCUGCUUCCUGUCGAAGAUCAUGAGCGGGAUGUGGAGCUGGGUUUGAUGGCAAAGUUUGGUCCGCAGCUGAUUCAUCGUAUCGAACUCGUGGAGAAGGAGGACCUGGAUCUUAUAAACCACCUGAGUGGGCGGAAACGUCUUUAUAUGAAGGUGGUCUUCCAAAACGUGCAGGACCUCACCGCUGUUCGCGGUCAUCUAAGUCACAUUGUCCAGCGCAAUAACGCCAUCGCUUCCGACAACGCGUCCUUGUGGAAGAACUUCAGUAAUGUCUCGCUCGGAGAGGCGAUGGCGAAGCCUUUUGCGGAGGAUCUUUUCAACACCGGUGUCGAUCGCUGGACGGAAUGGGUGGAAGAUAUGCGUGAGUAUGACGUUAAAUACCACAUGCGCGUCGCGAUCGAUCAGAAAGUUUAUUGCGGGCUGUGGUACGACGUCAGCGUGAACGAAGGUGAGGCGAGCCUCGUGCGCUGCGAUGAUAGCAAGUACGCCCCUGCGAUGCCGCGGGUGGUGGCUUUUGAUAUCGAAACUACCAAAGCCCCACUGCGGUUUCCCCAGCCGGAGGUGGAUCAGAUUUAUAUGAUAUCCUACAUCCUGGAUGGCCGUGGGUACCUCAUUGUGAACCGUGAGGUCGUCACGAUGGAUAUCCACCCAUUUGAGUACACCCCGCGGCCAGAGUAUGAAGGGCACUUCGAAACCUUCAACGAACCGGACGAGGUGGGUCUUCUACGUCGCUUUUUUUCGGAAAUGAACACCUAUCGCCCGAAUGUCUAUGUCACGUACAAUGGGGACUAUUUCGACUUCCCUUUCAUUCACGCCCGCGCGCUUUUUCACCGGCUGAACAUGCGAAAGGAGAUCGGCUUCUCGCAAGGGGCCGACGGUGCCUUUCUGAACCAGCAAAUCCCCCAUUUGGACUGCUUUUAUUGGGUCAAGCGCGAUUCCUACCUCCCACAAGGGAGUCAGGGGCUGAAGGCCGUGACCAGGGCCAAACUCGGCUUUGACCCGAUUGAGGUCGACCCGGAGGAGAUGCUGCCGCUCGCGCAGACGCAGCCGCAGCGCAUGGCCUCCUACUCCGUCUCGGAUGCGGUGUCGACCUGGUAUCUUUACCAAAAGUACAUUCACCCGUUUAUUUAUUCCUUGGCCACCAUCAUCCCAAUGCCCCCGGAUGAUGUCCUUCGCAAAGGCUCGGGGGGGCUGUGUGAGUCGCUGCUCAUGGUAAAAGCGGAGGCGAAUAACGUUGUAUUUCCCAACAAGAAGGAAAUCCAGCGGGAGCAGUUUUAUGAGGGUCACCUCAUCGAUACCGAGACCUAUAUCGGUGGUCGAGUCGAGGCGCUCCGUAGCGGGGUCCAUCGCGCCGAUUUGCCCAUCGCGUUUAAUCUCAAUUCUGACACCUAUCAGAGCCUCAUAAAUGACCUGGACGACGUGCUGAAGUUCACCUUAGAGAAUGAAAACCACCUGGCGGUGGCGGAGGUGACGAACAUGGAGGCGGUGCGAGGGGAAAUCGUCACCGCGCUCAGCCGUCUCCGCGAUAACCCCAAACAGUACGAAAAGCCCGUGAUUUAUCAUUUAGACGUCGGCGCCAUGUACCCGAACGUGAUCCUCACCAACCGCCUUCAGCCCUACUCCAUCCCAAGCUCCGAUGUCUGCGCUGGCUGCUGCUUUAACUCCCCAACUAACGAGUUCGGGUGCAAACGCGUGAUGUCGUGGAAGUGGCGUGGCGAAUUGUUCACCGCCGGGCGCUACGAAUUUCAAAGGGUAAAGGCCCAACUCGAGAAUGAGUCCUUCGCCGACGUGGCGAUUCAGCAAGCAAAUCUCGCCGCGGUGCAGAAGAAAACGUACGGCAACCGCAAAGGCAACGUCUUGGAGGGGACGGCGUACGAACAGCGAUCCGACUGGAGACAACGCUGGGAGGGCAAGGGGGCGCAAUUCAACCCGGGAGGCGGGGGGUAUCGCAAGGGCACCAAACACCACCAGCGGGAGGCCGCUGAGGCCUUUCUGCCCAAGCAAACCAUUUCGGGCAAAUCGAAAGGCGACGCCGCAGACGCCGACAGUGACCAUCCCGAUAAUGAUUCGGAUGCGGAUGGUGGCGGUGGCGGUGGCCUGAAGUCGUAUCAGAAACUGAGUGAAAAUACGCAGUUCAGCAUUCUCAAGAAGCGCAUGGCUGAGUACAGCCGAAAGGCAUACGGCAAAAUUCACGAAACACGCGAAAUUAUGCGCACUAAUGUGGUUUGCCAGCGUGAAAAUUCUUUUUAUGUGGACACUGUCCGACAAUUCCGCGAUCGGCGUUACGAGUACAAAGCCGCCUUGAAGACGUGGAAGAAAAAACUCGAUGCCGCGAAGAGCCCGGACGAGGUGAAGCUCUGCCAGAGCCGGUGCAUCCAGAUGGAGUCCCUGCAGCUCGCUCACAAAUGCAUCUUAAACUCCUUCUACGGCUACGUGAUGCGAAAAGGGAGCCGGUGGUAUAGUAUCGAGAUGGCGGGUAUUGUGACCUACUGCGGGGCAUCGCUGAUUCAAAUGGCCCGCAGCUACAUGCAGGAUAUUGGCAUCACGCUUGAACUGGAUACGGAUGGAAUUUGGUGCUGUCUGCCGUGCACUUUCCCGCAAAACUUCACCUUCACGACGUCGAACCCUCAGAAGCCGAAGGUCACCAUCUCUUACUUGUGUGCAUUAUUCAACAAAAUGGUCAGCGACCGCUAUAGUAAUGAUCAAUACCAGGACCUCGUGCGCCCCGGGGUGUACGAAGCGCGAAAGGAAUGUUCGAUUUAUUUCGAGGUGGAUGGUCCGUACCUUGCGAUGUUGUUGCCUGCGAGUCGUGAGGAAGGGAAAAGUAUCAAAAAGCGUUAUGCAGUGUUUAACCCGGAUGGUCAGAUUGCGGAGUUGAAAGGCUUCGAGCUGAAGCGUCGCGGUGAACUAAUGCUCAUUAAAGACUUCCAGUCACAGGUGUUCCGCCGCUUUCUUGAUGGUGAUAGCUUGCAAGAGGCAUAUGCAUCCGCGGCUGCGGUGGCCAACAUCGCCCUGGACAUGCUCGAAAACAAAGGCGAAGGCUACGAGGUAGAGGAAAUUUUAGAAAAAAUCACGGAGAGCAGCAACAUGACGCGACGGCUGUCGGAGUACCCUGAGAACCAAAAAUCGCUCGCCAUCACAACAGCGCGUCGUAUUGCGGAGCUUUUAGGGCCGCAGAUGGUCAAGGACAAGGGCCUUGCCUGCCACUUCAUCAUCUCCCGCCUUCCUGUCGGCCGCCCCGUCACGGAGCGUGCGAUUCCGCUCACGAUCUUCCGCGUGGAGCCCGCGGUGCGAAAGCAUUUUCUGCAGAAGUGGACCGGCGAUACCUCGCUGACCUCGCAAAUCAACCUCACACAUUUGCUGGAUUGGGACUACUACACCACGCGCUUCAACGCGUGCGUGCAGAAGAUUAUCACGAUCCCAGCGGCGCUGCAGUCCAUCCCAAACCCGGUGCCGCGCGUACUCCACCCGGACUGGCUUCAAAAGCGAAUUAAACAACAAGACUCGCGCUUUCGCCAGCUUUCCCUUAGCGGGAUGUUUAGCAAAAAGGGGCCUACUGAGAACCCGAAAGCGGUGCGCAGUACUAAUACCCACAAUGAAGAAGACGAGGGCGAAGGGGAAGCCGGCAUCAUAGUGGAGGAUACACUUUCAGAGGCAGGACAUAAGGUGACGGUGGAAUUGCAAGAUGUUGAGGACUUGAUGGGGUGCGCAAGUGCUAAGCCCAAACCCAAACGCCCAACUCGAAAAGACGACCUCAUCCUUGGCGAUAGUGACUGGGAAGACGUCGAUGGCGGCGGUUCGUGUAUCAGUUCAGAGGAUGAUGCCGAGCGCAUCAACCGCGAGAAAGAAGAGCUUGAGGAAGUCGCUGUUCAAACACUCAAGGAGAAGUAUUUCUCACCCAAAAGCACAAAAGUAAUGGACACGUCGUUUUUCACCGAUUCUGGAAUGCCUGUAUGGCUAAAAAAACAAAAACAAGCAUGGAUUCACCGUGCGAAACUGCGCAAGGAACUCAUGGGUCAGGGCGAUGGUGCCGCAACGCAAUUCUCACUCGACACGGCGCAACGAACUCGCACCGGGCAUUUUAUCGAUCUAAGGUCGCGCGCGCUAUCCAGCAUGUGGAAUAUCCUAGAAGUACGAGAGCAGUCAGAUGAUCAGGAUACGGUUCUGGUCCUGGCGGCCUUGGGGGGUAUUAUCUGUACGUUUCGCGUUCAAGUACCCCGUCGCGUGAUUGUCGACAUGGACCCGCGUGCGCCGGUGCUUUCCUUCGACGAUGGGUCUGCUGUCGAAGUGUCCAACCGCAUCUUGCCUCGGAAUCGCCCUGGAGGACGGCAAUACCAAGUGAAUUUGCAGUCAGGUCCCACAGGUGAGAGACGACUGAAUGAAAUUUGCAUAACGGAAGGCGUCCGACAGGUGUACGAGGCGCACAUCACCCGAAUGGAUCAUUUGAUUGAAACUUUAGGAUGCUGCGUUGAUGUCGACACGGCGCUUUAUCUCGAGAACUCCAAAACCUGUCCUCCCUCCCAACGCGACGUGUUCAGGAUUGAGGAGCUAAACAUGUCUAGCAGCACACAGUAUCUUGACAAGCUAGUGGAACGUGUGGUUUUUGUCUUCCAUGCCGCGUCGGACACGCGUGGUAUAAUAGCAUUUGUGAACCGACUGGGCAACGCCGCGACGGUCGUCUUUGUCCAGCCUGUGGCCGCGGCACCACCUUCCUUGAAUUGGACUGCCCUCCGUGAAGAGGCUGUCAAACAGCUGGGCGUGCAGGCCGAGGGUGAGCUAAACAUCCACACAAAGACGGUAUCGGACAUGGCGAGCGCGUGGCGUGUGGUGCAUCAAGCGCUCUCUGAAGCCUUAGAGGGCUCAAGCAAGGCCCCGGUGCUCGUUGCGCUCGAGAGCUCCCAAACCACCAGCCAGAUUCUUCAGCAGCGGGCGUUGCCGGCGAACGUGCCAUACCUGAGGCUCAUGGGCGCGGCUGAGGACGAGAAGCUGUUUACGGAUCCUUUUCGCUGGGCACGUUUGCUGAGCCUACGCAUGCUUCAGCGGUUCUACGCGUCCAAGCUAUGGGUUGAGGAGCGCGUGGCGCUGAGCCGGCUAUCCGGAAUCCCGGUAUGUAAUCUGGCGCAGGACAGUAGUGUGCAUGUGCUUGAUGUGCUCUACACACGCGCGCUCCAUCGCCGCUCACACGUGAUGUGGUGCAGCUCGGAUCCCUCUAUUGCCUUCGACACCAUUGAGGAGCGAUCGCGUGAGGUCGUUAUGCCUGGUGGGUACACCUCGUGGUGCGUUGAGUUCAGCCUCUCAAGGUUGGAUAUGGCAGCCAUUUUGUUCUCGCAGAUGAUACAGGAGGGUAUUGAUCCCGGCACACAAGCGCUGUGCGACCGAGGAGUCUCUUCUCACUUUAAUAUCCUCAGAGAUUUAGUCGCGGAUGUGCUCAGCCAGGCGGUUCAAAACAGCGUCGCGGAUAACCUCUUGAGUAAUGUUACUCGCUGGAUUCGUGAUCCUGUAUCGACGUGCUAUGAGCCACGCCUGGUCGAGACCCUCAACAACCUCUCCCAUCGGGCGCUGACAAUGGUGCUUCUGCGGCUUGCUAAGCUUGGUGGGCGCACUGUCAGGGUGGACAGUGCCUCGAUUACUAUCGUAACACCCAAAUACUCAAUACAGGAGGCCGCUAGCUUCACCCGCUUCAUCACCAACUCGUUGAAUGAUCAGCCCAUGCUAGUACUGUUGGCUCUGCAGCCGGUGCGGUACUGGUACCAAUUGGUCCUGUUGAACAAACGCAACCUUGCCGGGCUCUAUAUAGACGCCGCGAAUUCUGAGAUCUUGCGUCUGCAGGAUACACAAUCGCCUACAGAAAAACAGCAAGCGGGCUCCCUCCUACUGCCGCAUCUUAAACUCGAGCAGGUGUACACUAUCCACGGCCGUCUGCCACAGAGUUUAAAGCGUCGUAUUGAAGAGCGACUUCGCGGUAUUUUUUGGAGCCUUGCAAAUAUUAUGCAGCAAGUGAAGUCCGAACUCCGCAGCGACACCACUGUGGCGCUUGCUACCCGUGGCGAAGAUAUCCACGCCCGUUUUCUUCAGCGUUUCCAAAAGUUCUUUGAGACUGAAGUACAACCUGAGAUGAUCGCCGAGGUCGACACGGUGCGCGAGUCGCGAGACCUCUACACUGAGGAGGAACGCGAGGCCGCAGCCUCCAGCGCGGAUGAAAGCACUGUCCUGUGGUCCAGUGAGAAGCUCGCCCUGGAGUAUGCGAAGUAUAUCUGCUGCGUCUUGGAGCUUAUCCCCUGUCGGGAUGUGGUGAGCAAGAUUCGUAACAACUGCUUGCGGCUAUGCAAUGUAAGCCCCUUCUCACCACAGGCUGUUUUAGAAGUAGAUCCUCUGAGUCUGAUACACAUUCAAAGCAUUAUGUGCAGCUUUUGUAACGCUUAUGUGUGUAUUAACUUGUGCGGGAAGCCUAGAACUGGCGUUAUUACAUGCCCGCGAUGUCAUACACCCAUCGCGGCUGCUGGGUUAGAGGCAAGGCUUGUUAGGGAAGUGAACCAAAUGCUGAUGCAGUACGUACAUCAAGAUUUUGUCUGUUCCAGGUGUAAAGAAAUGGCGACAACAUACCUUUGCGACAAUUGUUGUGGUCCUUUUGUUGGAAAGGAGAGGUCUAUCCUGAAUUACCUCAAAGCGCUUAAGGUAAUUGCAAGUUUACGCGGAUUUUCUCUUCUAGAUGAAGUUCUGGAUGCUGCCAUAAUGGUCAUUUAG
Molecule: messenger RNA, 6933 nt
Organism: Phytomonas sp. Hart1
Lineage: Eukaryota; Euglenozoa; Kinetoplastea; Trypanosomatida; Trypanosomatidae
Source: the annotation of a GenBank genome assembly